AUGACGAUGACGAAAGCGGUCGGCAACAAAGUAUUUCUCGUUGUGUUGGUUUUAACAGUAUCAAUAAGCAUUUUAUUUUAUAGUACACCCUAUACGUUCCGAAGAAACAAUGUCGUCAUUGAAAAUGGUAUCAAAUCUUGUCAAAGCGGUAAAGGGAAUUCAUAUAGGAAGACUUUAUUCUUUGAUAGAAUCUACGUGAUAAAUAUCGAACGCCGUACUGAUAGAAGGGAACGAAUGACAAAAAUGUUAAAUCAACUUAACCUUGAUUAUAAGUUUGUCUCUGCUAUUGACUCCAGUUCGAGCGAAGUUGAUGUUUACUACAAGCAACAUAAUGGAUAUUUAACCAGAGGUGCAAUAGCCUGUUGGUUAAGUCAUUUAAAAGUAUAUCAAUCAAUCUUUGAUGACCGAUCCUGGGAGAUGCUUUAUAUUGGCCAUUGUAGCGAAGAAAAUUUGCGAGAUCCAUACAAGCAUCCAAAUCUAUACGUUUCCACACGACCAUCUUGCACACAUGCGUACGCAAUCUCAUUCAUCGGUGCUUGGGUGCUUUUAAAUGAACUUUCCAAUAUUAAAGAACCAAUAGAUGUGGAAUUGGUACGACUUAUAGAACCUGGGAAGAUUAAUUCCUUUAGCAUUGAACCUCCACUUGCUGCUCAGUGGAGAGAUGGAAAUCCGUCGGACGUGAGCGCUAACGAUACAAGUUACAUUCCAUAUUAUCUCAAAAGAUCAACUUUAAGAUAUCUAAGGAUCGUUGAGUAA
Molecule: messenger RNA, 756 nt
Organism: Funneliformis caledonium
Lineage: Eukaryota; Fungi; Glomeromycota; Glomeromycetes; Glomerales; Glomeraceae
Source: the annotation of a GenBank genome assembly